Molecule: messenger RNA, 3447 nt
Organism: Ahaetulla prasina
Lineage: Eukaryota; Metazoa; Chordata; Lepidosauria; Squamata; Colubridae
Product: proton-transporting V-type ATPase complex assembly regulator TMEM9-like
Exons: 8
Coding region: 387-791 (134 amino acids)
Cellular component (GO): lysosomal membrane
Source: RefSeq, a predicted model, not a curated record
GAGCCGGCGCUGCUUGGUGAGUCUCUUGUUCCGUCGCCAAUAGGAUAAACCCCGAUGGUGGAUGGGGGAAAACGGGGAGCAGUUUCCAUAGCAACCUGUUGUACGGCUGGGAAACCAUCUCAAGCCUAAAGCAUUGGGAAGUUGCAGAGCAGUCCCAAUAAAGCAAAGAAAUAAAGCUUCAUGAAUAGAACAGGCAAAGUACCCAUGCUUGGAGUGGUCUAAUAGUUGAAAUAUUCAAUUCACAUUCCUUGCAGAUUAUUUGCUGUACCUGAAAGCCGCACCUGAAAAACUAUACAUCUUUUGCAGACAAACCAAAAAUCUAAACUAGUUGCAGAAUAGCACAAGGUGGAAGAUCUGGUAAUGUUCAUUUACACGUCUGAGAAAUCAUGACAUCGGUGUCACUUGCAGCCAUUUUUUGGUGUAUCCUAAUACCAUCGUUCGAGACCAGCAAGCAAUUUGUAGCCAAUGGCUGCUACUGUGUCUGCCCACCAUAUCAGAAUUUAAGUGGAAUGAUUUUCUGGAAACAACUAUUUCAGGAUGAUUGUAAUUGCCUGUAUACAGUGGAACCGAUGCCAGUGCCAAGACAUGACGUUGAGGCAUAUUGCUUGCUGUGUGAUUGCAAGUUUGUGGAAAGAAAGAAUACUGCCACUAAGAUCAUCCUUAUUGUUUCCCUCUCAGUGUUUGGAGCUAUUUUACUCUUCAAAGUCCUUUCAGUGGUAGUUAAGCACUUCAACCAUAAACCUGAUGCCUAUACCAAGCCCCUGCACAAUGAAGAGGAUCCCCACGCUUGAUCUCCCUAUUCCACCUAAGAGAAUAUGCUGCAUUUGAAGCAAGCUACUAAUUGUACACUGCAUUGAUGAGGACUGCCAUUUGCUUUAUUUGUUGCUGUCAAGAAAAUAAUAACUGUGGGAUAACUAUCUGACUUCCAAAGUGAGAAACAAUUGACACUUAAUUUGGGUUCUAUAAUCUGCCAAGCAUUGGUCUGGUUUGGUGAUAAAAAUGUGGCAUGCAUUUAUUCAUUGUUGCUUACAAACCUGUGGCUUAGCUUUUAGCUCCAGCUAAAUGUAUUAUUAGGGGGACACGGCGGCUCAGCGGGUAAGAUGCUGAGCUUGUCGAUUGAAAGUUCAGCAGUUCGAAUCCCUAGUGCCGCGUAACAGUGUGAGCUCCUGUUACUUGUCCCAGCUUCUUCCAACCUAGCAGUUCGAAAGCACAUAAAAAAUGCAAAUAGAAAAAUAGGGACCAGCUUGGUGGGAAGGUAACAGUGUUCCAUGUGCCUUUGGCGUUUAGUCAUGCUGGCCACAUGACCACGGAGAUGUCUUCGGACAGCGCUGGCUCUUCAGCCUUGAAACGGAGAUGAGCACCGCCCCCUAGAGUCGGGAACGACUAGCAUGUAUGUGUGAGGGGAACCUUUACCUUUUUUAAAUGUAUUAUUAAUGGAACAAAAACACUAACAUCCUUUUCAUUCCAUUGACUGCCAAUAUAUGAUCUUUCACUCUUGCAAAAUACUUACAGAGAAGUGGGUUGGAUUCUGUCUUUAAAACGCUGGUUUGAAAAGUUGGCACCAAAGACAAAAAUGUAAUAAGGGAAAUUAAUUUAGCAAAAAGGAGUUACUGCAUUUGGCUUAUAAAUUCUUACAGAUUUUCCCUUCAAUGAUUUUUUUUCAGGAUAGUUAACUUUACACCAAAGAAAUAUGGACAGAUUUUCUAGCACCGUCAUAGUGAAGAUGCUUAACCCAUUACAAGAAUGAUUCUGGAUGAGCUCCAUGCUUCCUAAUCUCCUUAAGGGACCAAACCAAGAGGCUUGUGGAUGUCUCUUCCACAUGCAGAUUUUUAAACAGUCAAGUGGUUAUACAGAAUACAGAUUCUUGUAUUUUUUUCUGGAUUCACUGGAUUAUUUAAUGCAAAGGAAAUUGCCCUUCUACAUGUGGCAGUCUAUCCCAGUAUGCAAAAUUGAAUUCCACUAUCAAAGGACAUUUAGAAAAAUACAGCCUUACAUUUCAUUAUUGUCCCAAGAAGUGCCAUGCAGCAGGCAUCUUUUAAAAUAAAAUUUAAGUUGGCUUAAAAGAAAAUUUCCUGUAUGAUAUUGGAUUUUUCCCUUGGCCAACAUGAUUACAAUUACUUAUUUUAUUCUAAUUUUACAAUAAUCUUGCCCAGUUAUAUGGAACCUGUAGCAAUCAUACCUAAGUCAACAAUUAAGGAAAAAUAGCAUUAACAGUAUGUAACUGAAAUGUAAUGUUGUAAUGGUCUCUCAGUGCCUACUACCAAAAGAUCUUGGAGGAUGGACAGUAUUUUUUCUGCAUACAUAAUAAUAAUAAUAAUAAUAAUAAUAAUAAUAAUAAUAAUAAUAAUAAUAAUAAUAAUAAUAAUAAUAUCAGUGUUAGAAGGGACCUUGGAGGUCUACCCCCCUGCCAAGGCAGGAAACCCUAACCAUUUCAGACAAAUGGCUAUCCAACAUUUUCUUAAAAAUUUCCAGUAUUAAGCAAACUACUUUAUCUCUCUUGAAGUAUCUCUGGCAGACUGUAUCUAAUCUUUGUUGCUAUGUAGUAUCUUUUCAUUAAACACAGAAAGUUAGUAUAAAAUGUCAGGUAUCAUUCAAUACUUUUUUUUUCAGAAGGAGAUAUCAUGCAAAGGUUUGGAGAAUAUGUAGAAAUGUGGGGGGGGGGAUCCUAAAAUAUAUGUUAGGCAUACUAUAUCUGGGCUAUAAAAAUCCAAAUGACCACUUAUGGGCAGAUGGCCACUUAUGGGUAUCCAUAUGGUCCAGCGAUGUCUAAAAUACAGUAUGCACAUUAUAUCAUCAGCCAGUUACUAAGCAUGCAUCUGCGAAAAAUGUUAUGCUUAUUUACAUGAAAGUAUGUGGUGAGGCAUCUGAUUUUAUGUACUGAAAAUAUUUACAAGCUAUUCUUUUUAAUUCAGAUAUUCAGUGUGAUGUACAAAAAAGAAGUAACGGGGAAAAAGUUGUAAGAUGUCAACAAUAAAAUAUGAUAAAAUCACUAAAAUGAAUCGUGUUGUUAAUAUUAAUACAGUAUUGGCAAUAAUUCCAAAUAUUUAUAGUACAUUUUGUAAACUAUUGGCUUUUGAUUAGCCACUUAUAUGGCAGAAAUAUAGGAAGCCAUCAAAAUGUAUGAUUCAGGUAUUAGCUUAACACUGUCCUGCUAGAAACUGAAACUCAAACUGCUAGAGCUGAAACUCAUGCAGUAAUAACAAUGGCCAUGCUAGUAUGAGAUGAACUAAGGUGCCAUCUGGAGGAAAGCAGAUGGAAAACUUUUUUUACAACAGUGAUUGGUAUUGACUUGUCAGUAUUUCAGGCAAGAAUUUCUGCAACUUUCCUAGAGAUUUGGGGGAUUGAACCUGAGACAACUUUAUGAACAGAUAACAUUUAACACCCCACUGCUAAUGAAGAGAAAUUAAUAUCUUAUAAUAUGGGGGAAAAGAUUUUCCAUAAAAUACC